Molecule: messenger RNA, 1439 nt
Organism: Paramuricea clavata
Lineage: Eukaryota; Metazoa; Cnidaria; Anthozoa; Malacalcyonacea; Plexauridae
Source: the annotation of a GenBank genome assembly
CAACGCUAUGUUUUGGUUGCUAUGUCAACGAACUAAAAAAUAAACUAAUUUUUAAACCAAUUUUUGUUUUUCUAGGGUUUUUUAUGCCAAAAUUAUCUCUAUUUGAAAAUGUUUACCAGUAGUGCAAGUCAUAAACAGCCUCAUAACAGUAGUGAGAUUUAUAAUUUACGUCCAUUGCCAAUGAAAGGAACCCAUCGACGAAAUCCAGACGAGGAUUUUGUACUGAAUGGUUUUGGAAGUGAUAUAAAGUAAGUUUUCAUUGUUGUAUUGAUGGGUUUCAGUGUUAAAGAACAGCAGAUCGUGUUCAACUUCACAACUGUAGGAACACGAAAAUCGAACUACAUCUCACUCUGUUUAUUAACUAAUUUUAAUAUUAUUAACUAAUUUUAAUAUUAUUAACUAAUUUAUCUCCAAAUACUGAAAUUCAAAUCUGCUACAUAUAAUGAGAAGAAUUAACUAAUUUGUCUCCAAAUACUGAAAUACAAGUCCCCUACAUAUAAUGAAAUUAACAUUAUUUUCUCACUCUGAUAACAGCAGGGCAGGUUGACCACCAUUGCUGCAUGAUAUAGUGCUUGUAAACACAUAAUUGUUAAAACCCCUGAUACCCUAUUAAUACGCUAAUCUUACUCUGCUACUAGAACCAAACCAAGUACAUAUCGAACAAACAGUCAAAUGACUCUAAGCCGAUCAGGUUCCUUUGGUUAUUUGGAUGGCUCAGUUGGCAAGGUGGAGCUAACUCAAGGCAAUUGUAACAAUUUAAGUAGUGACACUGCAAGUGAUGAUUCUGAUGAUGUAAGCAUUCACAGUGAGUUUGAAGAUGGCCCUGAAGCUGAAUUGAGCAGAUUUAAAGAUGAUAUUAUUCAUGUAGACAACCCACUUGAAACAUCUUGGUACUUGAAUCCAGUCCAUCGAACCCAAAGUACCGACAUCGACUUGAGCCAUCUUGAAAGAACAAGUCCGCUUCAAGCGUCUGUGAUUAAAUUGAACAUGAACGGAUCUUUAUUUCCUACUCCACAAGAGAUCAUUGAUAAAACACCUAUUGAAUCCUUUGAUUUGUCGCUGUUUAGAAAUGCAGAGGAUGAGAUGCUAUCUUGUCGAACGCUAACUGCCUUGGCAAGCCCAUAUCAGUACAAAUUAGCUAAACUAAAAAUGGAAAGGUUAAAGAUUGAAGAAGACAGGUUACUACACAAGAAAUCUCUUUCAGAAUUGGAACGUAUUCGUGGACCUUCCCCUCGAUGGUACGAGUUAAAAACUUCAGGUUUUCAUGUAGAAGCUAAGAAAAAUAAUCAGCUUCUUUCUUCUAAGGGUCACUACAAAGAAAUCAUGGAUUAUAGACAUCAGUUACUACAAACAUUAGGAAGUUCAAAGAAACUUGGAAAUACCACUAUUUAGUUUUGAAUAUAGAUUUCAAAACCUGUCAAAAUUUUGAAAAAAAUAUU